GUGCUCCAAACACUUUGUUUCUUUCGCAGGGAACCAUUACUUUGCGUCUGUUGUAAUCCCUGUACUGAUAUUUUCCUCGUCCCUAAAUGAGCAGUCUCAAAGAUAUAGCCAAAGGAGGCUGGCACCCCAAGGGCAAGGAUGGGGGAAAGGAAAGCUGGCGGGGCGACUUCAAAGGCAUUGAUCAGGUGGCAGGAUGGAUGGGCAAGAAGAAGACGAGCGACUACGGACGUGCGCAGGAGCAUACUUCCACACCCUUGAACCAGUUGAAAGACCCGGCUUCAUUCGGGCCCCCUCCUAAACGGAAUACCUACGGCUCCUCUGCCGCUGGAGGAAGCACCACGCAAGCGUCGCCAUCAAGUACAAUACCAGGAACGCGUUUGACGUCCAGUACAGGCGGUCUCGGCUCGCCGCUCACAAGGGAGCAGCUCGAGGAGGACAGACGACUGGCCGCGCAACGCGUCGAGUCUCAGCGGCGCAUCGAAGAAGAGCCGAAGCACCCGACUGGCCCGUAUAGAGCAGACACAACUGGCUUAAGUACGGCCGGUCUACCACCCCCGCCGAAGUUCAGAGGUGCCUCAAGCACCAGUCCUGAGAAAGGUGCGGUCGCAAAGCCCCCACCACCAAGCCUGCCACCGAGAUUGCCUCCUAGACAGGCUGCGGCACCCCUCAGUCCGCCGCCAGCGUAUAGUCAACAGUCAGGCCCAGAGAAUGGGGUGCUCAAUCACGGGGCGGUGAGCAGGCUGGGCGCCGCUGGAGUAAAGGUACCUGCCCUAGGCAUUGGAGCAAGCAACAGCAGUGCAUCUCCUCCGCCUCCGCCUGGGCAGUCACCAACAGCAGGGACCAAUGCAUCGCAGCUCUCAGAGCUGCAGUCUCGCUUCUCGCGUCUAAAUUCGGGAUCAACAUCUCCGUCCGCGGCGACAGCGGACAGCAGCGCUCAAGGCACGACAUGGGCGCAGAAACAAGCUGCACUCAAGACGGCGAGCAACUUCCACAAGGACCCUACGUCCGUGUCGCUGUCGGACGCGCGCAAUGCCGCGAGCACGGCGAACAACUUCCGUGAGCGCCACGGGGAGCAGAUCGCAAGCGGAUGGAGGGCGGCGAGCGGGUUGAAUCAGAAAUACGGGAUCAGUGACCGCCUCAGUGGCGGCGCCGCAGCCUCCUCAGCGGGUUCUCCGUCGUCGGGUCCAACAGGAGAACAUGAGCAGGAGACUGGCGUGGUUGGUGCAUCGGCCGCGGGGAAGAAAAAGCCCCCGCCUCCGCCGCCGGUGAAAAGGGUUGGGUUGGGAGGCGCGGGGCCGUCGGUUCCUCCACCAGUGCCUCUUGCAAGCAAGCCUAGUGUGCCCUGACGAUUGACAACGUGGGUCACGGAUUAUUGUCCAAGGUUGCACCACAUACUGUAUAGUGCUACUCUAGCGUACAUAACUGGUUGGCGCGGAGACACUAAGCCGGGCCCGGAUCUACUGAGUAGGCCGACUCAAUUAUCUUUAACUAGCUUCUGCUGCACUGUAUCUGAGAAGAGUGCAGGAACGACAAGAAGCUCCUGGGCAUACGCACGCACGCGUUGAGUUGACGAGCAUUCCCUGCAGCAGAUCUCAGUUGCGUUGAGACGCAGAAGCGGGCGGAUCCUGUCUCGCUUUUUGAUGAGGUUCCCGUUAGAAAACCAUGAGGACAGAGGAUGCCGAGAUGAAGGCGAAUUUCCCGAUGCUAGCACAAGUUCCGAGGCAAUCUGAGAAAGGAGGAAAAAAAGCAACAAAAUUGAUUGACAGGUCAGCGGUAAUGUGACAUUCCGAUCGCAGGUUAAUUUUUUCUUUGCUUUUUUUGCGUUUUUUUUUUUUCUCGUGAAUUGGUACAUCACAUGUGCCGCUCGCAUUUCUUGUUGAGACGCACAUCUCUCUAGAGCAGACGAAUACGUAAACAGCCAAGUACUGGUCGGCAGCCCGGAUCUGAGCUGAGCGUAUGCACGCUCGGAGAUGAAGAGGCCAUGGAUCACUAUCUCUUAACAUCUCUCAAGUUCCCACGCACUUGCACAUGAACUCGACAUGCAUGGGAGCUGCACUUGCUGAAAGAAUGUGAUUUGGGGGGGUGCGAAGGGAGGAAAUGAGCAGAUGCAAGAUCUG
Messenger RNA from Verruconis gallopava, 2117 nucleotides. RefSeq lists its product as uncharacterized. The transcript is spliced from 2 exons. The coding region runs from base 87 to 1346 and encodes 419 amino acids. The record is from RefSeq and is a predicted model, not a curated record. NCBI's taxonomy places the organism in Eukaryota, Fungi, Ascomycota, Dothideomycetes, Venturiales, Sympoventuriaceae.